Achroia grisella is the source of this 573-nucleotide messenger RNA. RefSeq names its product small ribosomal subunit protein bS16m (gene mRpS16). The record is from RefSeq and is a predicted model, not a curated record. Bases 74 to 466 code for a protein of 130 amino acids. The transcript is spliced from 3 exons. Gene Ontology annotation, molecular function: structural constituent of ribosome. Lineage: Eukaryota; Metazoa; Arthropoda; Insecta; Lepidoptera; Pyralidae. Gene Ontology annotation, biological process: mitochondrial translation. Gene Ontology annotation, cellular component: mitochondrial small ribosomal subunit; ribosome.
UCUAAUACCCUCUGUGAUUGAGGUUAUUAUUUGAUAUUUAUUUUUAAUUACAAUAAAAUAAAGUUUAAUUAAAAUGCCAUUACCACCAGCUAGUGGUACUGGUCUAUAUUAUGCGAAAGCAGCUAAAUCUAUUCGUCUGAUUCGUCAGGGUUGUACAAACAGACCAUUUUUUCACAUAGCUGUAACUCACCGCCGACGCCUAAACAGCCAGCCAGUCAUAGAGCAGCUCGGAUCUUACGACCCAGUACCAAAUGUUUACAAUGAAAAAUUAGUAGCUUUGAAUUUGGAAAGAAUAAAAUAUUGGCUAGGCAAAGGUGCUCAUGUCACGAAUCCAGUAGCCGAAAUACUAGGAUUGGCUGGAUUCUUCCCCAUCCACCCCAGAACAUACAUGACGGCAUGGAGAAACAGACGAACCGAAUCUGAGAAAUUGGCCAAAGAGACCGAAGCCUCUGAAUCUAGUACAUAACGUUUAAUUUAAUAACAUUAUAUUUGUCAAUAGUCAUAUUUAGUUGUAGUUAUGUUAUACAUUUUCUUUAUUAUAUAUAUUGUAUAAGCUAUUAACUUUAAUUCAUC